GCCCGGCGCCGCGCUCGCCCUCGCCCUCCGCGUUCCCUUCCUCUCGCCGCCCCCACCCCACCCCCCGCACCAUGAGCAACCUGAAGCCGGACGACGAGCACAGCACCAGCACCGGCACGGGCUCGGGCUCCGGCGGCACCCCAGAGGAGGAGGUCCGGACACUGUUCGUCAGUGGCCUCCCUGUGGACAUUAAACCCAGAGAACUCUACCUGCUGUUCAGGCCGUUCAAGGGGUACGAAGGGUCCCUGAUCAAGCUCACAUCGCGACAGCCUGUUGGUUUUGUGAUCUUUGACAGCCGGGCAGGAGCAGAAGCAGCCAAGAAUGCAUUAAACGGCAUUCGCUUUGAUCCAGAGAACCCACAGACCCUGAGGCUAGAGUUUGCCAAAGCCAAUACCAAGAUGGCCAAGAACAAGCUAAUGGCUACACCAAAUCCCACCAGUGCACACCCCGCCCUAGGAGCACACUUCAUCGCCCGGGACCCCUAUGACCUGAUGGGGACUGCUCUGAUCCCCACAUCCCCAGAGGCCUGGGCCCCCUACCCUCUGUACACCACAGAGCUGACCCCAGCCAUCUCACACGCCGCGUUCACCUACCCAGCUGCCACUGCUGCCGCUGCCGCCGCCCUGCAUGCUCAGGUGCGCUGGUACCCGUCCUCCGACACCUCCCAGCAAGGAUGGAAGUACCGUCAGUUCUGUUAGUUCCUCAGUGAGUGAGUGCUGGCCUUGAGGCCCAGGGUCUAGUUACCACAGCUUGAAGCCCCCGCCGGGAGGAAGCUGCCCUGAGCUUCCACUGCCCCCAGGCGGCCUGUGGAGAGCUGCUGCCUCCUCCAAAGACUGUGAAUUUUAAGCCUGACUCAGUGGACUGCUUCCUGUUUCCUUCUCUCCUCUUCCUCAGCCCUGCCCUGCCCCAGAGCCCUCCUCCCAGGCCUCAGGGGAGGACUGGGGGGCCAGCGGCCAGGACGCCCAGACCCGGCUCAGGGGGGCCUCACUGGGACUGAGCAAGGCCCGACCUCCGCUCCAAACUUGCCUCUGUGGCUUCACCUCAGAGAAACGAGGCAUUUGAUUUUGCAUGUUUUCUGGCAUGAAUUAAGACACUUAGACUUGUGUAUAUGUGAGUGUACAGUUUGUUCUCACAUGGUGUCACCAUAGCAACAGGUCCUGGCCUUUCCUGGUUCAUCAUUCCCGGUGCCUCUGUCCACGCCUCUCCCCUGCACCCAGCCUGCUUCCGUGGGCCGAGCCCCGCGGCCAGUUCCGCCCUCCAUUCCCCACCACCCCGCACCCUUCCAGGCCGAACAGCAGCGACCACCCAGCAAAGAGGAGUGUUUCCGUUUCAGACCAGGGUCCUCCGCCUCCCCCUCAGAGGGGCCCACGGCGGUUCGAACAUCCCUUCUCUGCCCACGUCGCUGACCUGCUCACCACACACCCUGCUGCCGCUCCUCGUUCUCUCCAGACUUCGCAACCAACCAAAAAGUGAAAGUAUUUUUGUACCCUGUGUAACGAAAUAUUUAUGCAUCAUAAAGGAUUUUUCGUGUGUGUGUGCAAUUAAUUAUUGAAGAGACCUUGUUCGCCCUGUCAGAUAAGUUUAAUGUUUAGUUUGAGGCAUGAAGAAGAAAAGGAUUUCCAUUCUCCAGCCACGAGCCUUUGUGUCAGGCGUUAGUUUAAGGAAAAUGAAGGGAAAAUUGUGCAAUUUUUUGUUUCGCGAGCACGCCGGUGCUUCGCCUUUGGCCGCGGCUGCGGCUCUCGGCUGUUUGCAGACUCGGGAGGCGAGGUGGCUGUUGUUAAUUGCGGAUCCUGCGAGAAUGUGAAUCUGGAUGAUGUAUGAAAUGCAAAAUAAAAAAUCAUCCGAAGUAA
Molecule: messenger RNA, 1850 nt
Organism: Phyllostomus hastatus (greater spear-nosed bat)
Lineage: Eukaryota; Metazoa; Chordata; Mammalia; Chiroptera; Phyllostomidae
Gene: RBPMS2
Product: RNA binding protein, mRNA processing factor 2
Exons: 8
Coding region: 72-698 (208 amino acids)
Biological process (GO): negative regulation of smooth muscle cell differentiation
Cellular component (GO): cytoplasm
Molecular function (GO): mRNA binding; protein homodimerization activity
Source: RefSeq, a predicted model, not a curated record